UUCCCGCGCGGCGGCGGCAGGGCGCAGGCGCACGCACGCGGGCGGGCGGUAGGUUCCUGUCAGGUCGCUCUGACGUGUCCGUGCUGCGGCCCGGCCCGGGAGCGGGCGCCGGCAGUACCGAUCCGGUAGCGGUCCUCAGUCCUUGCAGCAGUGCCCCACCAUGUUCAGCGUGGAGAGCGUGGAGCGCGCCGAGCUCGGGGAGAGCCUCCUCACCUGGAUCCAGACAUUUAAUGUUGAGGCACCAUGCCAGACCGUGGAAGAUUUAAUGAAUGGGGUUGUGAUGGCUCAGGUUCUUCAAAAAAUAGAUCCAGCUUACUUUGAUGAAGGUUGGCUGAACAGGAUCAAAACAGAAGUAGGAGAUAACUGGAGGCUAAAGGUAAGCAACCUGAAGAAAAUUUUAAAGGGAAUAUUGGAUUACAACCAUGAGAUUCUAGGGCAACAGAUUAAUGACUUCACCCUUCCUGAUGUUAACCUGAUCGGAGAGCAUGCUGAUACUGCAGAGCUUGGGAGAAUGCUUCAGCUUAUUUUGGGAUGCGCUGUGAACUGUGAACAGAAGCAAGAGUACAUCCAGACCAUAAUGAUGAUGGAAGAAUCGGUUCAACAUGUUGUCAUGACAGCCAUUCAGGAGUUGAUGAGUAAAGAGUCUCCAGUCUCUGGAAACGAUGCUUACAUUGACCUUGAUCGGCAGUUGAAGAAAACUACAGAAGAAUUAAAUGAAGCACUAUCAACAAAAGAAGAAAUUGCCCAGAGAUGUCAUGAAUUAGACAUGCAGGUUGCAGCCCUCCAGGAAGAAAAGAGCAGCUUGCUUGCUGAGAACCAGAUUUUGAUGGAACGUUUAAAUCAAUCUGAUUCUAUUGAAGAUCCCAACAGCCCUGCAGGUCGUAGGCACUUGCAGCUGCAGACGCAACUAGAACAACUCCAAGAAGAAACAUUCAGACUAGAAGCUGCCAAAGAUGACUAUCGAAUACGCUGUGAAGAACUAGAAAAGGAAAUUGCUGAAUUGAGACAACAAACAGAAGAGCUUACUACAUUGGCAGAGGAAGCUCAGUCUUUGAAGGAUGAGAUAGAUGUACUCAGGCAUUCUUCUGAUAAAGUAGCCAAGUUAGAAAGCCAGGUAGAGUCAUACAAAAAGAAAUUGGAAGACCUGGGUGAUUUGCGACGGCAAGUGAAACUCUUAGAAGAGAAGAAUACAAUGUACAUGCAAAAUACUGUGAGCCUGGAAGAAGAACUAAGGAAGGCCAACGCAGCACGCAGUCAGCUGGAAACAUACAAGAGACAGGCAGUUGAACUACAAAACAGGUUAUCUGAAGAAUCCAAGAAAGCUGAUAAAUUAGAUUAUGAAUGCAAACGACUGAAAGAAAAAGUAGACAGCCUCCAAAAAGAAAAAGAUAGAUUAAGAACAGAAAGGGAUUCUUUGAAAGAAACUAUUGAAGAGCUUAGAUGUGUACAAGCUCAGGAGGGACAACUCACCACUACAGGAUUGAUGCCUCUGGGAAGACAAGAGCCUUCAGACAGUUUAGCAGCAGAAAUUGUUACUCCUGAAAUAAAGGAGAAACUUAUUCGCCUUCAGCAUGAGAACAAGAUGUUAAAGUUGAACCAAGAAGGUUCUGACAAUGAAAAGAUUGCCUUGUUGCAGAGCCUUCUUGACGAUGCAAACUUACGGAAGAAUGAACUGGAGACAGAAAACAGAUUGGUAAAUCAGAGACUUCUAGAAGUGCAGUCCCAGGUUGAAGAACUACAGAAGUCUUUGCAGGAUCAAGGUUCAAAAGCUGAAGAUUCAAUUCUUCUGAAAAAGAAGCUUGAAGAACAUCUUGAGAAGCUCCAUGAAGCCAACAAUGAGCUACAGAAGAAACGAGCUAUUAUUGAGGAUUUGGAACCAAGAUGCAAUAACAGUUCACUCAAAAUAGAAGAAUUGCAAGAAGCUUUACGAAAAAAGGAGGAGGAAAUGAAGCAAAUGGAAGAGCGGUACAAAAAGUAUUUGGAAAAGGCCAAAAGCGUCAUCCGCACCUUAGAUCCUAAGCAGAACCAGGGUGCAGCUCCUGAGAUUCAGGCUCUGAAAAAUCAGUUGCAGGAGCGAGACAGAAUGUUUCAUUCCUUGGAGAAAGAAUAUGAAAAAACAAAAAGUCAAAGAGAAAUGGAGGAGAAAUUUAUUGUUAGCGCCUGGUACAAUAUGGGAAUGACUCUGCAUAAAAAAGCAGCAGAAGAUAGACUGGCUAGUACAGGCUCAGGACAGUCCUUCCUGGCUAGACAAAGGCAAGCCACGAGCACAAGGAGAUCUUACCCUGGUCAUGUCCAGCCAGCAACAGCAAGGUAGAGAAGCCUUGCCCUUAGAAAGAAAACUGCCCUGUGAUCCAGGCCACUUCUGUUGCAAGUGACAACAUUCAAGGAAAAUCAACCAGCAUCCCUUCUCUUUCUCCCUUGUUACUGCUAUUAUUUUACAGUCUCCCUUGUUACUGCUAUUAUUUUACAGUUCAGGAAAGGGUUUUAUUAUGGUUUCUCAUUGUUCUGUAAUGCCCUUUGCUUAUAUUUUUCGGAGUCCACCUGUCACUGCAUUUUUUGAAUGUGCCAAAGUUCUGGAAACAUCUAGAGGAGCGCUGUGUAACAACAGUGUCUUGUAUGAAGUCUGGUCUCUUACGAAAAGCCUCAUACGGCUGUGUAACAAUGUAAAUUUCCUGUCACAGUUGAUACAUUUGUGCCUAUAAGGGUUGUUAUGCUUUAUAAGACUGUCUUUGUUCAAAGGGAAUUAGGCAUUUUAUUUCAUGUGCUAACCUGUUGCUUCACAAAAAUGCUGAAAAAACAUCACAGAAAUGCAAAAUUAGUAUAUAAUUUUAUUGUGAACUAUAUUUCCUACUAAAAAACUUAACAAUUGCAAAAAGAAUGACUUUUUUUUUAAAAUCUACAUGCAAAAUUUCCUCUUAUCCUUGGUAUUUAACAGGGAAGCAGGAUAAUUUUUUUCAGGUUUUUCUUUGUCUACUGGUGUAGAUAAGAAAGUUUUGCUGGCAGAGCUGAAUAUUAUCAAAUUGAUUGUUCCACUCUUCUUGGUCAAGUGUAUGCUUAAUAUAUAUUAUAAAAAGAUUGAGAAAUAUUUAGAAUGUUCUAAUAUGUUACUACAUCAUGCAUUUAAGAGAGACAUUAUAUUAUGGGUGAACAGUACCUAAUGGAUCAAGGCCCUGAUUAAUACUAUUGAUAUUAAUGUAAUCCAGUUGUCAUCCCCUACUAAAAGACUUGCUUUUAAUAUAUUGAUUCAGGGUAUAAUUGUAUCAGUUGCCUUACUAAUGGUACCAGUGCCUUCAGGUGAGUUUGUUGCUGACUUUGCUGGAAACUGUCUGUGAUUUGUUGUACUGCCUUUUUUUCAUGUAGCUGGUUAAUUGUACGUCACUCAUAGUAGCACCUUCGUGUUGAUCAGUGGGGUGGAUGGUGGCCCAUACUAUUAAUUUAGAUUCUGUUCCUACAAAGUUCUGGGUUCUUUCCCUAAUUCUGUGCUCUCCCUAUCAUUUGUGUCAAAGAAUUGAUGUACACAGAGGACUGUGCAUUGGUUGAAAAUUUCAUAUACAUGCAUCCUGUGGUGAUUCAGUUUUAAACAUUUUUAAUUUCAGAUUGCACAUUCAGUCUGGUUUGUAAAUUUAUUCUUUUACCUUAUUUUAAUGCCCUCCCAAGUGAAGACUUUUUUUUCAUAAAUCCCUUUAGAGAAAAAACAUGCUAGCAUUUAGUAAUCAACUGAAGAUCUAUGUUAAUUCACAACUUGGGUGGAAUGAGCAAAGGAUAAUUAAAACAAGCACGUCUAGAUCAAAGGAUAAGGAACCAGUGAAUUACACUUUUAGAUAUUGUUUUAUCCUCAAGUACAUAAUCUGUUUUAAUCUAGGCUAAGAAGUUCAUUGAAUAUGCAUCUGAAAAAAUUCAUCAGUUCUGAUUCCUCCAUGCUUUGUAAUGUGUAAAAAGAUGCUGAAGUCAAUGAACUGCAUACAGAUUUGUCUUUUAUUCCUCAUAUUUGGAAACCACUGAUUUUCUAAAAAGUCCCUUUAUGUACUUAGCGUAUGACAUGUCUGGUCUAUGCUUGCAAGAUUAGAUAAAACAGUGAAAGUAUUUUCUUGUGUGCAGAAAGGUAGCAAUGUAAAGGAAGUUUAGGGCAAUUUCUGUAGCUCAGGGGGAGGAUACUAGUUUCGUUGUCUCUUACUGAGAUACAGAAUGCUAAAGGGGCAAGAAGUCAUAUGUGUUACCUAGUAAGAUGACCACUGUUUGUGUGGGACAUCUUUUACUGAUCUUAUUGUGCAAUCAUUCUAGUCAUUUGAAGAACUCUACCGCAUGCCGUGUGUGAACAGGAGCAAAUAAGAUCACUUCUCUGAAGGAAUUUGAUGUUCUUGUUUGAGAACACAGCAUUUUGUAUCACCCAGAGAAAGAAUCUAAGACUACCUAAAACUCCAUUUUUAUUUAAGUCUGGCUGGCUCUGUGUGUUACCAAGCUGCUGUAGCCUAUUUGUGAAGGCAAGGAAUACCAGGACAUUAAUGGAAAGUUUUAUCUCUUAAUUUUGUCUAAUAAUUUAAUUUCCUGUUGCUAUUAAUUAGGUGCAGGUCUAAAAUAACACAAUCUGCACACUAGCAUAAAACUACUUUUAACAUUUGUUUUAUCAUUUUGCCUCCGAAGUUGUGAUGACAGGCAAAUGCCCCUGGCAGUCAGGAGAUGAAUAAAUGCUGACUAGAAGACUCAUUUUUAGCUUUUACUUUCCUCUCUCAUGGCUUCUUUUGCUUCUUGGUUGUGAUUGGCUUUUACCUUCUGCUUUGUGGUUCUGGUUGGUCUUUCCUUUUCCCUUAAUAUAAGACACUGAACUGUUUUCCAUACUUCCCUUCAAGAACUUAUAAUAGCAUUAUAUAGCAUCAAAGAGCAAAACGAGACUAAUAUUGAAUCUGUGCUUUACUGUUGGUCAUAGUAAUAGUUAGGCAAGAUUGAACAAGCAUUUUGGCUUUUGAGAAUUAGCAAACUUAUAGAAACUCUGGUGUUUCCCAGAAUUUAGGCUGAAUAUAAAAAUAUACUCCAGACUUACAGACUGUUGCUAUCCAGUUCCAGGAACUCGUGUUCUAUCUUCUAAUGGUAAUCAUCAGGAAUUUAAUUCCUUGUUCUUCAGCAUUUUACUUCUAUUAUUUGCUACAUACAUCAAUUCUUAAUCUUUGGGUGUGGAUGAAUGCAGGUGGUGAACAUGAUUAAACCCUCUUUCUCACAAGAACAGCUUCUUUAUUGAAAGGGUUCAGCUUCAUUAUUUCCCUCGCUUAUUAUGUAGCUUUGAAAGUAGUGUGGUAUUAAGAAAAAGAGGAUCAGAGUGUGACUUCAGGGAAUAAGCACAUGUAUAGAUGAGCUACCAAUGAAUGUUGUCUAUUUGUUUUAUCUUCAGUAAUAAAAGAAUAUAAGCAAAAAAACCCUGUAAAACAGAAUUCUCUCAGUACUUCAGAUUCUUCUAAGAAGCUUUUAGGAACACUUUUUCUGGGGCAGCAAAUGCUAUUUAUAUCAAACUGUAGUGGUAAUUAUUAAACCAAUGCUAUAUCCUGUCCUGAUACACUACAGAAAAGCUCUACAGAUUGAGGUUAAAGAGAAAAGAUUCUCCAGGGCAGUGGUGAAACAACUGAAGAGUUCAUGAGACUACAUCCCUGAGCACUGUGCCAAGGAUCUGCCCAGAAUAAUCUUUCUGAGAGAUUUUAAUUAAUGCCAAAAAAGAUAACACUUAAAUGGACGAAUACUUCCAUUGUUCAGAGCUGAAGCUUAGUUUCUGGUCUUAAAGGAUGUGUGCGCAGUCCAGUUCAUAUCCUUCCAUGGACUGUGAAUUUGUCAGCAUAUCUGAUCAGACAUUACCAAAAAGAAUAUUCAGGUUCCCCAUUUUCUUGAUAGCAACACGUAACCACUUGGAUCAUAACAUGUACUUUCCAAGUGCUGUGAGACUGAACUAACCUAGUUUAAAGGCUGUGUGUUCCACCCACAGUGCAAAGGAAAAUAAACGACUAGAGCACACAGCUUUAUAUGUUGUAGAAUGAAGUAAAUAUAUAAUGGCUACAAGAUGCUUUUCAUGAUCUCUUUGGAAAUAAGCAAAUGGUAAUCUUGUGCUGUUCUGAUGUCACUUGAGAUAGCGGUAAUGCUUCUGCAAGUUUUCUGUGGGUUUCUAUUAAUGUAAGGAGCACCGGCAAUUUUAUAUUCAUUAUGUAUGAAAGAAUUAACAGUGAAUAUUCCUAUUACUGCAUUAUGAUGAUCUUAAAUAGUAAGUGGUAUGUGCAAGCUGUCAAGAAAAUUUAAGAGGAUUUGGCAAUUUUAAAGUCCUCAGUAUUUUGAAAUGUUCAAGUGGCUUUUGCUUUUCCUCAGUUCUCUAGUAUAUGAGACAAUCCACCUAUCAGCUUCCUGGAUGAUUUUUAGUGGAUUUAAUUGCCUUGAUGCGUUGACAUUUUCUGUAGACUUGGUAAUUGGAAAAUAGUUUAAUUUCACCACUUGAUUUUCUUCUAGUUAACGAUUUGGAGGAGCACUCUCCUGAAUGUGGCUAAUUUUUGGUUUUGUUAUGAAGCAAAACAGCACCUGAAUUCUACUCAUUUUACAGAAAUUUUUAUUCUUGCCCAACAUUUUGACUUUUUGCAAGGAUUGAUGAGGGAGGUAUUUUUUGCACUCAAAGUCAGCUAUACAAUACUGACUUCUUAUGGGUUUUUGCACAUGUGUUUUAGGUAGAAUGUGGACUCUGUGUUUUGCAGUAAUAUUGUAUUGAUAAACUUAAGUAUCUCCAAACAAAGUUUAGCAAGUUUUGCAGGUGUUUUCCUCACUGGUAUUGUGCAAGUAAAUAGCUAAAAGAGGUUACUCUGUCACGAAAUACUUCCAAGGGGUGUGUUUUCCUCUAAGCCAAGUAGUCAUACUUAUGGGGAGUCACCUACAGAGUAGUUCAGUAGCUGGAUUAUGACUGAAAUGUUAUCUCAGGAAAUCAAGCACUGACAAAGAAACCUUUUCAGAAGCUCUUCCUUAGAACAGAUGUAUUAGCUGAUGCUGGCAAUAUGAUACAUUUAGCAUUCUGUUAAAAUGAAGAGAUGUUAAAUGUACGGAUCAGGUAGGCAAGAAAUUCAGUGAAUGAGGUUUUGAACCUUAGAAACUGCACACAGCCCUCCCAAACCAGAGCAGUCCAGCACCCUUCUGUAUUGGCAAGAGCACUGCGUUUUGAUGUGCCUUGCAUCGGGAGAGAGAAGUGAAAUCUUGAGUUAACUCAUAGGUUGGUGUAGGAGCAAGUAACAUACUUGCACUCAGAACAUCUCCACAAGCCAAAUCAUAUUAUUGGCUUGUGGCAGAUGUCAAAUUCUAAUAUGAUCCUAGCCAUACCUCCAGUUUGUCACUUUAAAAGAAUCAAGAAAAUGUCCUGGCAUGACUGAUUGCAUUGCCUUGAUCCUGUGAUCUUUCUUCCCUCUGGAGGUCCACAAAAGGAGCAGAAGCUUGUCAGUGACUCUGCAGGCUGUAAGUAAAAAUAAAGGGUGAUUUCUUCAGUUUGAAGGUGGAGGACAUUUCAGAAAGAGUAACAUGGUUAUUUUAAUUGUCAGAAAAGUAGUCAAUUGUCAGCAGUUUGAAGAUCUGUUAUCUACUGUAGCAUGGCACAGAUCUGAAAUACUGCAAAAGCAAGUAUUUCCACAGGUAUAGGAUAGCUUAUUCUGCAAAUGGAACUUGAAUCCCUAAUGAUUAUUCCUAACUUAAAGAGAAGAGAAAGUCAACACAGAGGCCAAUUGUUAGCUUGUUAGCAUGCUUGUGUUGUUAGCGCUAUCAUGAAAAAAAGCAGAAUUUUAAGAGAAAAUACCAAAUUGUGUAAUAUUUAUGGAGUUAUAAAAUAGUUGUAGUGAAACCAUCAGACUUCUGAUUUGGAUUUGAAUAUAACCUUCAUUAUGUAAUUUGAAAUUUUAUAAAGCGGAGAUUAUAGUUCUCAGUCAGAAGAUUAGCAUGGCCCCUGCGCAAGGAUGACAUGCAAAUUUGUGAAGCAUUCCUUAUUUUUUUUGACUGUUGGACUAGAUGAUCCUAGAGGUCUUUUUCAACCGUAAUAAUUCUAUGAAAGAUCAGUAAGCAGGAGACUAAACCUAUUUCCUGGAGGAAUCAGUGGUUCUGAGAGAGAUUUUAAAGCUUUUAUUUAGCAGUAUCAGUAAAAUCUUAGAAUAAUUAUAAGCAUGACAUUAUCAGGCCACAAUUCUUCAAAUUUAUAGUCUGCUUUGUAUUUUCUGGUUGUAAGAGUUAUAAAAAUGCAAAUGGUGUUAAUACAGCUCUGGAGAUGCUAUGUUGAAAGGCUCCUUUAAAAAAUCUAAAGGAAAUACCAUGGAGAAAGACACAGAAUAGAUGCAGAAAGAAAAAUGAACUUUAGAAGUAGAAGCCAGUAAAUAAUAAAGUCACGAAAUCUGCAGGAAGAGGAAUCUGGAGGUGGCUACUUCAAAGUGGAAGCUUGGCAGAAAUAUUUGGGAAGAGUGUCUAGUGUUACACUUGAAAGUGAGUAGACUGGAUUGCUCUGAUAGCUUUGGUGAUUGCGUGACAAAGUACUGCUUACAGACCGCAGAUUGUGGGCUACAGAAACCCUGGUCCAUCUUUAGGACCAAACAGAGGCCGAACAGGAAAACAGUAGUUGCUCGGAGAGGACAUAUGGCUGGGUUUGGAUGGUUUUUUGCAUCAGCUUUGACUUGUGUGAGCAGUGCUGUGAAUUAAAAGUUCUUGUGUUGGUAAGUACCUCCAGAGCUGGCUAGGUUAGUGAAAAAGGCUGCCAUCCUUUGUGUGGCUUCGAUGUGCUGGAGUUGUCCCAGUCACUUCUGUGCGUUGAAAAAACUGAAGAGGACAGCAAGAAGAUGAAAAAGACUGUAAGGGACAGAGAACCACUUGUAAUGAAGUAGAGCUAAUGAGAUUAGGCACUGAAUAUUGAGGGACAAUGCCUACUAAGAAGUAAUCCCCCAGGCUGGCCACAAGCCUUCACUUGUAGCUGGGACAUUUUGGACUGGCAAGUGAAGGAAGUAAGAAAAAGUCAUUCCUCUGUAGACACAUCAUGUGCUACAUAAACUGUCUCUUUCUGAAGAUGCUGCAGAAGCAAUGACAGGUUAUGCUGAGUGAAUUCACCCUCACAUCUCUCUUGUCUUCUGAAGUGCUGCCUCAACAGGUAGCUUUAAAAUAUAUUGAUUAAUUUUGAGGAGUUCUCCAAGGAAAAAAAAAUGACAGUUUUUUUUAGAGCAAGAUGAGAAUUUCUAGUCAGGAUAGGACACUGUCAGAUGGACUUGUUACAUCCUUGAAAGAGAAUAUGCUGUCUUGAGUUUACAAGACCUCUCAAAAGUACUGUUGACUCAAAGAGAAACCUACAAUGUCAUUUCUGUUUGUGCAACAGGAUACUUGAAGUGCUACUAAAUAGUGUCUGAACUAAGUAAUAGCCAGGUGAGAAUAAAGGAGUAGACUAUAUUCAUUUAUGCACAGUAGAAUAGAUACAUGCUUAUGUAGCUUGACCUUUUAAUUUUUUAUAGACUAAGUACAGUAAUCUUCAUAUUAUUAAUCCUGAACUCUGUAACUUUAUGCACGCAAGCAGUGCCAGGAAGCUUAACAGAUAGUGAUUACUCGAAAUAUGCUCUCAGUGUUUUCUUUGAAUGUGUUGAAUGUGUUAGAUUUUAAAAUUUUUAUUCCAUUUGAUUUAUGUCUCUAUGUUUCUAUUUGUUUUUCAACUGUGGUUAGUAUUUUGGGUUGGUGAACGAGAAGGAGGAAAAGAGGGAUACUCAAGCUGCAGGUCUUGUAGCAGAAAGAUUUUUUGCAAUAAGUCUUGAAUUUAGUUAUGAAUAUUCUUCCUCACCUAUUUAACCUGAAUUUUCCUGUCACAAGAACUGUUCUUAAGAGUAAUUUUGACCAGUGCAAUACUAAGGAGAAGAAAAUGGGGAGAGAAACAGUUUGCAUGCUUUGAUUUCAGUCUGGUGAAGCUAUUUUGCAGUUUGUAAUAUCACAGUGAGUGCAAUGCAAAAAUGAGAAUGAGCAGUUAGUGCUGUGCCGUGCUGCACAGGGGUACUUGUGUUACCUGGGGAAGGUGAAAGCACCGUAGCUGUGUUAGUAAAGCAUUCCACCUGUCCAGUUGCACUGGCCAAGAAAGAGCGCAUCAGCAAGGACGGAGAAAGAAGCCAACCUCUCCAAUUCUCUUCCAAACUUACAUUCGCUUCCACAGACUUGUGAUGUGCUCUUUGGGCUGCUCAGUGGCUCCUACUCAGCUUAUUUUACCAAGAAUACCUAUAAUUUUCUUGUGAUUCACGCCUGUAUUUGCAUGCAAUGAAUAGAACUUGCCAGGGUUGUGUGGCAGUGAUGCUGUUGUAGCCUCAAGCACUUUGAUGAAACAUAAACGCUUAAAGUCUUUCGUGGUGCUUAGAGCUCGAAAGCUCAGACAGAGUCGUCAUGACCCUGAUUGUCUUUUAGUAUAUAACCACAUGCAGUAUUGGACAGGCACCUUUCAUUUUAUGUUGGUGUGGGUUUUUAACUGUUGUACUCACAGACAGCAGGAAUGCCUGAGACGUUUUCAUUGCUGCGUAAAAUUUGUUCCCGUAUCUGUGUUGAGAUUGGUGCCCUGAAGGACUUGACUCAGAAGUGUUUAAACUUGUCUGAAUUAUGCCUAGAUUUAGAUAUUGUUAAAGGCUGUUUUGUUGCUGUUUCCAAGUAUUGGCGUGUAACCUUCCUGUUAAUUUGAAAACUUGCUCUGGCAAAGAUGUUUUCCCUGUGAAUUUGCACAACUCUAAGUAGAGACGGCCUUACUAAACUGCUCUGAAAAAUACCUGAUAUGUUCUCUGGGGAUUUUUUAAUGGUAAUAUGUUACCUGCUUUUUAACUUUCUUCUUCUUUAUUCUUUUAUUUGCAGUGAUGUGGUUGCAUGACCUGCAGCAUUAUUAUAACAGGGACUGUUCAGUGCAUGAGUUGCUUUUCUGUCCAGACUGCAUAACCAAAACUUAACCAGUUCUACACUUAAGACUCAUGGCCAUCUGAUUUCAAAGGGAGAUCUACUUACAGAGAAGCUUACCAUCCUGGGGAGUGGCUUUCCCAUUUCCCGCUUCCAUUUACUCUUUCUCUUCACAAAAAGUCUCCUAUGAGGCUAUGAAAGAGGAAAUCCAGUACUCAGAACUCGACAGGAGGCGUUCUGCAAACUGACAGAGCACUGUCAGCUCUCCGUUUUACUUCCACCUGUCCACUUUAUUUAAUUCUGAUUAACAGUAUUAACACACAGACUUCCUGCAACAUUUUCAUAUACUGAACUAUAAAAAUCUAGUCUUAACAAUUUCCUAAGAAUGCCUUUUGGUUACUGUUAAAAUUUCAAAGCACCUGCACCCUUAAAGGAUCCUUAAAGGAUGAAUCUUUAAAUAAUUAAAGUAAAGCAAAGGUGGUGUUUUACCAGGAGAAAUGACUAAUGAAUUGCUGCUUGGCCAUCUCAUCUUCCUUAGAAAACCAGGCAAGGUUCAUCUGAUAAUCUCCGAGCCAGGCAAACUACCGGGCGGUAUUUUAUUCACAGGCACUGCCUGCUUCCUUACUAUGUAUAUACGCAGUAGUUUGUGGCUGUUGUAUUUUCCUCUCUGCAUUCUAGCUGUGUUGUCGGUUUCUUUUAGAAACUUCUUUUUUCAAUCUGUGUACAAUUGUUAAAACAAUCUGGGGAAAGAACGUGAGUGGAGAUAAGUAUGAAAGCUGUCUACACUUUCAGUAUUAUGCAGACUGUCCUUGCCAGUUUAUAAUUUGGGUCGUUUAUCUUUUACCUGUACUGUUUUUCUCUCUUUCCACUUUAUCGCAGUCUUAGCUAUUUAAUUUCCAAUUGCACUAGCUUGGCUCUUUCUUUGUAUUAUGAAGUUUAGCUCUAAGAUUUGCCAUAUGUAGACAGUGUAACUCAAAAAAAUGCUUUGUACCGCCUAUAUUAAUUUAAAAAGCUGCUUAUUUAAUAUUCUUAAAUAUCUGCACAUUUGUACUGCUGUAUCUUUGUUUUGUAUUGGACAUCCAGUACUGGCAAGAUUCAGAAGACGAGUGAGUGCUGUAGUGUUGUAAGUUAAGAGGUUUAUUGUAGAGGAGUUAGUAUGUUACAAAUGGGGAAGGGGGCUUUUAAGCCAUAGGACUUGCCGGAAAAUCUGAAGAGCGCCUGAAUGAUGAGUACUGUAAGAGGUUUGCUUUAAGUCCAGUUCUAAAGAAACCCCAUUCUUGCUCACUUUGAUCUUAAUACUGCGAAAAUAUAAACAUGUAUGUACUCUGCUUGCUCUAAGAAUGGUUUUGCUUUUUCAGUAGUAGCAUAACCACCAGCCCUGUUUUCCAUGUGAGCACCCCCAUGCUGGAGAAAUGUUGUGUCCACCAGUCUCUGCAGUCACUUCUGGUCACCAAACACAGUGCGUGCCUUGACCCUGGCCCGCCAGGUGGGGCUCCGGGCAGAGCUGCACCUCGUGCGCCGAGACACCCGCGUGUCUUCAGUCCUCAGGGAUCCUGAUACCCUCUGUGUCAGUAGCCUUGUGCAGAACGACUUGGAGAAAAGACAGGUCGUGCCUCCACCUCUGUUUCCACAGGGGGGUCUGUGCCACCCACAAAGGGAAGGGCAGAUAGGAAUGGGCUCCAAGCAGACCAUGCAGGAGAGGGAAGGGAAAGCAUUAAGAUCCUGGUGAGAAGUGUGUGGAGUGUUCCCUUCUGGAUAUCGUACCCGACAGGGGAGCCUGUGGCUGCCAGGUGCUCUGGCGGUCAGCAGUCGGGGAAGACUGCUGGAGGGGGUAUGUCUUUCCUGGUCUGAAAGGAGCUGGGACAGUGAAGUCUGAUGUGACCUGCAGGCAGGAUCUGGGGUUUGGUGGUGACAUGUCAGGUGUUCCUGCAGCAGAGGCAGCAGCACUUUCAUCAGACUGAGUCCAGCAGGGAGCUAAAGGAUUUGUUUCUUUCUGGGUCUGAGCCAUUGAUCCUUUGUUAUGUGUCAGGGCAAGUGUUGUUAGAAAAACUUAUUUUUGUUGGGUGUUAAAGGCAUGGUUUGUUUCUCAUUUAAAAAUGCUGCUCUGGCUGGGACCACGCCCUGCCCCAAGCCAGGCUGGGUGCAGGAUCCCUGAAAUCAGGGGCUCUGUGAGGGGUGGGAGGGGAUGGCUAUGUUUUCAUGCACCCACCUGCACAGGUGUCCUGAGGUGAAGCCGAGCAGUACCUCGUUUCUCCAAGUGGUCUGUGCAAGUUAGAGACUAAGUAUCAGUUGUUCUUGAGCCUGAAGACAUUUAUAUGUAAGUGUGUUUAGCUUGACAAAAAUUGUUUUUAGUUUACUAAUGCAACAAAGAGAUGUCAGGUGGAGCUAGUGACUUUCAGCCAGCGAGCUGGCUACUUUAAUUAGAUAAGCCUAGCAUCUCUGUCAUGAAGUGAUUGCGAGCUCACAACUUAAAGGGGAUCUCCAGCAUGUUUCUGAUGUACUAACUUCAUUUGUGCUGCAUAGGAAACUCUUUUACUUUCUUAAUAGCAGCUUGUUUGACAGUCCUGAAUUAAGUGUUGACCAAUUAUCAAAGUUAACUGUUUGUGAAGUUGCCAGUGAUAUAUUUUCUGUAAAAGAAUGGAUUCCUAGAGUGUCAAAACAUUCAUUUCCCAUUCAGUUCAUCUACAAAUUGUGUAACUACCAGAUUGUCAUGGUAGCAGUAUUAAUAUACAUAUUUGUAUAUAGACAAAGAAUACUCAGUAAUGAACAUUGGAAUCAAAUGGUUUAAUAUUUUUUCCCACUCAAAUACACUAAUGCUUCCAAGGUGACAGAAGAGUGUACAGUUGUUAAACAAGUUGUAAAUAAACGCUUAUAUAAAAUAUAAA
Messenger RNA from Phalacrocorax carbo (great cormorant), 13766 nucleotides. NCBI's taxonomy places the organism in Eukaryota, Metazoa, Chordata, Aves, Suliformes, Phalacrocoracidae. The record is from RefSeq and is a predicted model, not a curated record.